This is a messenger RNA of Penicillium cinerascens, 582 nucleotides long. RefSeq lists its product as uncharacterized. The record is from RefSeq and is a predicted model, not a curated record. Lineage: Eukaryota; Fungi; Ascomycota; Eurotiomycetes; Eurotiales; Aspergillaceae. Bases 1 to 582 code for a protein of 193 amino acids. The transcript is spliced from 2 exons.
AUGCACAUUUGUCCGGAAUUGAAUGACUUUUUGCUGUCUUUUGACACCCUUGAGGUGCUCGCUGUGAAACAAUGCUGGCCGUCUCUCGAAGCAAUUGUCCACCAUUCAAAUCUCAAAAAACUCACUUUCCAUGCCACCGAAAAUAGAGAGAGGAAACGGCAUUUACUGGACCUAGAGGAUCUUGAGUUCCUCGACAGAAUGUGCACUGGACUCGAGUUUCUGGAGAUCGAUAUUCGCCGAGAAGAUGAAUGGCCCGUAAAUAUCAUAGCGGUCCUUGCGAGAGGAUUUGCUAAUCUUCGUGAGCUGAGGUUUCACGUUGGGCUUGAUAUUCACCGGGGAAACAUCGAACCAACUCUCACCAAAAUCACCGCCAAUGAAUUCGUCGAGGUUUUGCUAUGUCACAGACUCUCCACUUCAAAGCUGAAACGUGUCAUACUCAAGACUGGUGAGAAUCUACGUGACUUCCGAGACGUGAAGCCUAGAUACGCGAGAGAGGAAGAGGAUUGUGCGGCUGAAUUCGAGAUACGGGCUCCUCAUGAUGGCAUAGGCGAGUGGGUAGUCGAAGAGCGUACUAUCGAAUAA